This is a messenger RNA of Nilaparvata lugens (brown planthopper), 3353 nucleotides long. RefSeq names its product ATP-dependent RNA helicase dbp2. The record is from RefSeq and is a predicted model, not a curated record. NCBI's taxonomy places the organism in Eukaryota, Metazoa, Arthropoda, Insecta, Hemiptera, Delphacidae. The transcript is spliced from 13 exons. Gene Ontology annotation, molecular function: ATP binding; RNA binding; RNA helicase activity. Gene Ontology annotation, cellular component: ribonucleoprotein complex; cytoplasm; nucleus. Bases 171 to 2645 code for a protein of 824 amino acids.
CUUUUGUACAGCGGUCAGCCGCCAUACUUGAUGCCGAUAUCUUGUGCUGAAGAAGCAGCAAUUUCUUUACAAAUUAGAAAUCUAAUUGAUCAAUAUUUAUUAGUUAUUCAAACCAUGACCGUUUGUGUAUAUUGAAAUAGUGCUAGAUAAAUUUCAAUAACUGCUUGAUAAUGGGGCGUUAUGACCGUCGAAGAUCGAGAUCAAGGUCGCGAGACAGAAGGGACCGGGACAGAGACCGGUAUGGGGACCGCGACCGGGACAGGCGACGGGAUCGCAGUCGCAGCAGGGAGCGAUUCCGCGGGGGGCGUGGCCUGGGAGGCGGGGGCGGAGGCCGACGGAAUCAAGCCGGUGCCAGUCUCAGGAAACCGCGCUGGGAUCUCAGCCGACUGGAGCCGUUCAAGAAAGAGUUCUACUCGCCGCAUGAUGAUGUGGUCAACAGACCAGUUGAAGAAGUAGAAAAGUUUAGAAAAGACAAAGAGAUUACUUUGAAAGGAAAGAAUAUACCUGACCCGGUGCUAUCAUUUGAAGAAGCCAACCUCCCCGACUACGUCAUGAAGGAAUUGGACCGAUUAGGCUUCAAACAGCCCACAGCCAUCCAAUCACAGGGCUGGCCAAUCGCUCUCAGUGGGAAGGAUAUGGUGGGAAUUGCCUCAACUGGAUCUGGAAAAACGAUGGCUUACAUCAUUCCGGCAUUGGUGCAUAUACGCAACCAAUCGCGCCUGCAAAGGGGAGACGGUCCCAUUGCCCUGAUCCUCUCUCCCACCAGGGAGCUCGCCCAACAGAUCCAGCAAGUGGCCAAAGAUGUGGGGGAGACAUCAGACAUCAGAAAUACGUGCAUUUUUGGAGGCGCACCAAAAUCAGGACAGCUGAGAGACCUGGACAGGGGAGUUGAAAUCUGUAUAGCAACGCCAGGCAGACUGCUGGACUUUCUUGAGAGCGGACGUACCAACCUGAAGAGGUGCACCUACCUUGUAUUGGAUGAAGCUGACAGAAUGCUCGACAUGGGCUUCGAGCCACAGAUACGCAAAAUUAUUGAGCAGAUACGGCCUGACAGACAGGUUCUGAUGUGGUCCGCCACGUGGCCAAAGGAAGUGAGGAAUUUGGCUGAGGAAUUCUUGAAAGAUUACACUCAGGUGAACAUUGGAUCGUUGCAGCUCUCAGCCAAUCACAACAUACUUCAAAUUGUGGAGAUUUGCCAUGAGAGUGACAAAGAGUACAAAUUGAGUUCACUUCUGAAGGAUAUAAUGUCAGAGAAAGAGAACAAAACCAUUGUUUUCAUUGAACGGAAGAAGAGGGUGGAUGAGAUUACACGAAAGAUCAAACGCGAUGGAUGGUCAGCUUGCUGUAUCCAUGGCGACAAAACUCAAAGCGAAAGAGAAUAUGUUUUAUCUGAUUUUCGAAGUGGACGGUACCCAAUCCUAGUAGCUACAGAUGUCGCUGCGCGUGGACUAGAUGUGGAGGACGUUAAGUUUGUGAUCAACUUUGACUACCCGAACAACUCUGAGGACUACGUGCAUCGCAUCGGUCGCACAGGUCGCUCGCAGCGUACAGGCACCGCCUACACCUUCUUCACCAACAACAACGCCAAGCAGGCGGCCGACCUCAUCGCUGUGCUCAAAGAGGCCAACCAGACUGUCAACCCCAAGCUCGUCGACUUGGCUGACAACUUCAGGGGCGGACGAGGAGGCAGAUACGGUCGGUGGCGCGGACGGGGUGGCAGAGGUCGCGGCGGCCGUAGUCAGUCGGCCAGUCCGGUCGGCCGUCGCAGUCGCUCGCGGUCACGAUCACGAUCACGCUCGCCCGACUCCAGGUCGAGCCGCAGCCGCAGUCGCGACUCGAGUCGCUCCAGUCGCCGCAGCUUUUCGAGCAGUCGCAGCCGCUCGCCGACGCCCGAGAAGGACAGAGAUCGCGGCAAGCGUCGUGACCGUCGUCGCCGCGACCGGAGUCGCAGUCGCACGCCGCAGCGGUCGUCCAAUCGAGAAGGCAAGUCCAAGCCUUCCACUUGUUUGGCACAAGAGUCGAAUGGUGCCGGGCGUUCAAGCAGCCACGCCAAUGCGACCGGACCAGAGGCGGCCCCUCCACUACAACAUCCUCCACCUCCCACUCCUUCGCUUCCCCACCCUACUCCUCCUCCACAACCUCCUCAGCCACCUCCUGUUGCUGUAGCCACUCACUUUCCUACAGCUCCGCAGCCUCCUGUUGCUGUCUCCAAUCACCUUCCUCCACCUCAGCCACCUCCUGUUGCUGUCUCAAAUCACCUUCCUCCUCAUCCUCGACCACCUCCCACUGUAUCCAAUCAUCAUCAUCAUCCUCCUCAACCACCUAUCCCUGUAUCCAAUCGCCUUCCUCCCCCUCCUCAGCCACCUAUCCCUGUAUCCAAUCGCCUUCCUCCCCCUCCUCAGCCACCUAUCCCAAACCAUCAUCAUCAUCAUCCUCACCCACCUCCACAGCCACCACCACCUAUUCCUAUACCAAACCAUCAUCUAUCUCUCCCUGUAUCUAUUCGCCCACCUCCCCUCCCGCCUCUUCCGCCCCUCUCCCACCCGUUCCCCCCUCCGCAAACUGCCCCCAACCGCCUCUUCCACCCCUCCUUUCUAUCGGCUCCUCCUCCACCUCCUCCUCCAUCCACCUACCCUCUUCGCUAGUCUUCUCUCUCCCAUCCGCUUUAUUAAGAUGGAGACGUGGUGCUGAAGAGAUAUUGGAGUGGGAGUACGGCAGACCGUUGACCGAACAAAACAAACAAUGCGUCUUCACUUGGUUUCCGAAACUUAAUCAAGUAGAUAUAUCUUCUAUAGUUCACUAUUUUUUAGUCAUAAUUUAUUCAAUCUUUGUUCACCUACCUUUUGUUGAAUGUACUUGUAAGUUUCAUACCGUACCUAAUUUAAAUACUCACUCUUUCAACUGGAACAAUAUGAACUCAAAAUUGUAGUUGAAUUUUAAUUUGGAUUGCUCUCAAUUUAUUGUUAUCAAAUGAUUGUUGAAAGUCUGCAUAAUCAAAUUUCUAUACAUGUGUAUUGGCCAUGAUUGUUCAAUACAGCUAUUCUAAUUAAUUUAUUUUAAGUGUGUUAGACUUCGAAAACACAUUUGUGAUUAAUAUAUUUAUCUAUUUUUAAUUUGACUAUCUUUAUAAUAAUAAUAAUUCUUAACAACGGAGACGGAACCCAUUUUAUCAACUCCACACAAUACAAUAUUAAUCAUAAUAUUGAAUAAUUGUUGCUAAUGUAUUCAUUAUGAUCAGGGACAGUAGGUUGGACUUUGUCUUGAUACUGUUCAGCAAUGAUAUUAUAUCAAGCCAAUAACAUUCAGGAAUCAGUUUUUCAAGUGAAUAUUACAGGUAUUAUUAUUAUUAUUAU